UUCACAUAAUCAUUCAAUAUUUUCCCCAAAAAAAGCUUAGAAAUAAAUCCAUAAUAUUGUAAUAACCCCCCCCCUCUCUGAAAAAGGUUUACAUAGUAAUUUUCGGACCAAAAAAGAAUACAGGGGUAAAAACAAGAUUUGACUGGAGGUGGCGUCAAGUCUUAAAGCCUUUGCAUUUAUAAGGCUCUUUGGGCAUGAUAAUGCAGACCGGAAUCUAAGAAAAUCAGUGUCGUUUUGGGGGGAAAACGUCAGGGUAGCAAAAAUGCAUUCAUUUGGGUACAGAGCGAAUGCUUUGUUAACAUUGGCGAUUACAAUACUAGCCUUUAUGUGUGGGAUUGCUUCAUUCUCCGACAAUUUCAAUACUCCCACUCCUACUGCACAAGUUCAAGUUUUGAAUAUCAAUUGGUUCCAGAAGAAACCUGAUGGGGACGACGAGGCCAGUUUGACCUUGAACAUUUCAGCAGAUUUACAGUCAUUGUUCACGUGGAAUACUAAACAGGUGUUUGUAUUUUUGGCAGCUGAGUAUGAAACUCCAAAGAAUGCUCUAAAUCAGAUAUCUUUGUGGGAUGGUAUUAUUCCCACUAAGGAGCAUGCAAAAUUUUCGAUCCACACCACAAACAAGUAUCGGUUUGCUGAUCAGGGAAGCAACCUCCGUGGUAAACCUUUUAAUCUAACAUUGCAUUGGCACGUUAUGCCAAAGACCGGAAAAAUGUCUGCGAACAAACUUGUGAUGACUGGUUACCGCUUGCCAGAGGCAUACAGAUGAUGAAUUUUUCUCUCUGUGCAGUUUAUCUGUAACCUUAGCCUCCACUGAUAGGAAGGGAAUAUGUGCUUAAAUGAGAUGAUGAGACGAAUAGGAUAUUUUGUCCCGGAUAAUUUCACAAAAUUGGUUUUAUUUGCCUCAAAUUCAAAUAUUGGAACUUUAAACCUUUGA
Molecule: messenger RNA, 934 nt
Organism: Capsicum annuum
Lineage: Eukaryota; Viridiplantae; Streptophyta; Magnoliopsida; Solanales; Solanaceae
Product: signal peptidase complex subunit 3B
Exons: 6
Coding region: 263-766 (167 amino acids)
Biological process (GO): protein targeting to ER
Cellular component (GO): membrane; signal peptidase complex
Source: RefSeq, a predicted model, not a curated record